Molecule: messenger RNA, 2267 nt
Organism: Mercurialis annua (annual mercury)
Lineage: Eukaryota; Viridiplantae; Streptophyta; Magnoliopsida; Malpighiales; Euphorbiaceae
Product: U-box domain-containing protein 15-like
Exons: 4
Coding region: 213-2114 (633 amino acids)
Biological process (GO): cell surface receptor signaling pathway; protein ubiquitination
Cellular component (GO): cytoplasm; nucleus
Molecular function (GO): ubiquitin-protein transferase activity; protein binding
Source: RefSeq, a predicted model, not a curated record
AGCAUACGGUCCAUUAUCCUGCUGCAAUUUCUAUUUUAUUCUGCAACUUCUUUUUGCUGAAUCUACUUUUUGUAUUGCUUGCAUUAUUAUAUUCUCUCAUAAAAAAUGUAAAAAAAAAAUACAUUAUCAGAUAAAUAAUUAAGCAUGCAUACACAAUAAAUUCAAGAACAUGGACAGGCACAAGCUUCGAGUUCUUCUAGAGUAAUUAAGACAUGGACAGACACAAGCUGAUGAUGACAACCAUGGAUAGAGCUGCCAGUCUUCAUGACAUAGUUAAAGAACUGAUGGAUUGCAUUGAGACCGUUGGAUCAUACACUGGGUACAGAAGAAUUCAGAAAAAAGAAUGCUUAAACUUGGUCAGAAGAUUGAAGCUGUUAGUACCACUGUUGGAAGAAAUUAAAGAAAGCAGUAGUAAUGGUGAUAUUGGGUUGAAUUGCUUGUUGAAUUUAAAGAAAGCACUUUUUUCUGCUAAAAAGUUGCUCAAGAAAUGCAGCUCUGGUAGCAAGAUUUAUCUGGCAUUGGAGGCUGAGGCAGUGAUGUGUAAUUUUCAUGGUGUUUAUGAGAAACUAAAUCAGGCUUUGGAUGAUAUGCUUUAUGAUGAAUUUGGGAUCUCAGUUGAAGUUAAGGAGCAAGUUGAGUUAAUGCGCACACAACUGAGAAGAGCAAAGAGGCGAACUGACACACAGGAUAUAGAAUUAGCAAUGGAUUUAAUGGUGGUUUUCUCUAAGAAAGAUGACCGAAACGUAGAUAGUGUGAUACUUGAAAGGUUGGCCAAUAAGUUAGAACUGCAUACCAUUGCAGACUUGAAAGCUGAAACUAUGGCUGUUAGAAAACUAAUAAAUGGGAGAGACGUGCAGAAUGCUGAAAGUAUCAAGCAAAUAACAGAUCUUCUUGGAAGAUUUAAACAGAUUGCUGGAGUAGACGAAAACGUGGAGCUUGACGGUCCUAUGUCUGUAAAAACUCUUCAGAGGUGUCAAUCCUUACUAGUUCCUAAUGAAUUCCUCUGUCCAAUUACAUUGGAGAUCAUGGUGGAUCCUGUUAUUGUGGCAACAGGACAGACUUAUGAAAGAGAGAGCAUAAAGAAGUGGCUGAAUUCUAAUCAUCGAACGUGCCCAAAGACCGGACAAACUCUGGAUCACUUGUCUUUAGCACCAAAUUUCGCACUGAAGAACCUUAUACUACAAUGGUGUGAGAAAAAUAGUUUUGAACUACCAAAGAAGAAUACUUGUAAUGGUUAUGAUGAUUCUUCUGCUGAACUUGUAGAUGAAAUCUGUUCUCUAAUCCAAAAUCUUUCCUCGUCUGAGCUUCAUGUACUGCGAGAGGCCAUUGGGAAAAUCCGCAUGCUCUCUAAAGAGAAUCCAGACAACAGAAUAUUGAUUGCAAACAAUGGAGCAAUCCCACUAUUGGUUCGGCUUUUGUCUUAUCAUGAUUCAGUGGUUCAAGAGCAAACUGUGACAGCUCUUCUGAAUCUGUCAAUUGAUGAAGCAAACAAAAGAUUAAUAGCUAGAGAAGGAGGCAUUCCUCCUAUAAUAGAAAUUUUGCAAACUGGGACGGUAGAGGCUAGAGAAAACUCUGCGGCAGCUUUGUUUAGCUUAUCAAUGCUUGAUGAGAACAAAGCUCUAGUGGGGAUUCUGAAGGGAAUCCCUCCGUUGGUGAAACUAUUUCAAAACGGGACGAUAAGAGGUAAGAAGGAUGCUGCAACAGCACUCUUUAACUUAUCUUUGAACCAAAGCAACAAGAUCAGGGCCAUUAAAGCCGGAAUUAUACCACCGUUGCUUCAGUUGCUCGAGGAUCAAAAUGUAGCCAUGAUCGAUGAAGCUCUAUCAAUCCUUCUACUCCUUGCAUCAAAUCCUGCAGGAAGGACUGAAAUCGGAAGACUAUCUUUCAUAAAAACACUAGUAGAGAUCAUUAGAAACGGGACUCCUAAGAACAAGGAAUGCGCCACAUCGGUUCUUCUUGAGUUGGGGCUGAACAACUCAUCUUUCAUUCUAGCUGCUCUGCAAUAUGGUGUAUAUGAACCUCUGACAGAAAUUGCAAGAAGCGGAACCAAUAGAGCUCAAAGGAAGGCCAAUUCUCUUUUGCAGCACAUGAGUAAGUGUGAACACAUUCCCUAAAACUUUUACAAUGUUGAUAAUAGUAUAUAUAUUCUGAGAGUGUAUUGUAUUUAGAACAGUUCUGAUAUGCCAUUUCAUCAAAGUCUAUAAAGGCUUUUCUUCACACCAAAACAUGGAAUAUAUCAAAUCAAUAGACAAGAAUAUUAAUUAUCA